Molecule: messenger RNA, 873 nt
Organism: Paramecium sonneborni
Lineage: Eukaryota; Ciliophora; Oligohymenophorea; Peniculida; Parameciidae
Source: the annotation of a GenBank genome assembly
AUGAUAAAUAAUUAAGUUUUGGAAAAAUUAGAUGAAAAGAAGGAAAAAAAUAUAUAAUAAGUAGGAUAAGAGAAAGAAUUAAUUCAAAAAAACUUCAAAAUUAAAAGUGAAAAAACAAUUUCUGCACAUAAUAAAAAUUCACUCAAAGAUUUAAUUUAGACUUUAACUAAGUUUCUUUAAUAAUUAGAACAAAAUAUAUAAGCACUAGUUUAAGGGGUUUAUUAAUGCAGAAUAGAAUAAUAAAUGUAAUAACGUAUAAUAGAAUUAAUUGAAAAAUUUAAUAAUAAAUGUAAUUCUCUUAAGUAAAGUUUUUAAAAGAGUGGAUAAAAGCUGAGUUCUGGCAACCCAACAUAAUAAAAUCAUGACGACGACGAUGAUUUAAUAGAAUUUGAGAGUUCUGAUUAAGAAAAGUCUUUAAUAGGAUAGAAUAAUAUAGUAGAUAAUUAAUAAAUUGUGGGUUUAAUUUAAAUUUAAGAUAAUUAGAAUGAAAAUUUUAUUAAUGCAAAAAAGGAGAAAUGCAUCAUAAAUCAUAAAUAAAUUAAAAAUUUUUAAAGCGAUUAUUAAUAAAUAAUUCAAGCUUACCUUGAAUAGUAACUGAAGAAUAAUAAACAAUCCAUCAAAUGUAUGUGCAAUUAAAAUAUUAAGUUUAAAGACUUAAAUAUUUCUAAUUAAAAUUUGUUUGAAAUGAUCCAAAACUAAUAGUUGGUAACAAUUUUUAAUCAAUUUAACCAAAUGGUACUGAAAUGUACAAAUAGCUUUUGUAGUUUUAAGUGUUUUGAGUAAAAAAGUAAUAAUACAUAAGACUAGAUGAUGAGGUAAUAAUAUUAUUGUCCAGCUUGUAAUUAAAAUUCAAUAUUAGGGAUGAUGAAUUGA